Molecule: messenger RNA, 7205 nt
Organism: Oryzias melastigma (Indian medaka)
Lineage: Eukaryota; Metazoa; Chordata; Actinopteri; Beloniformes; Adrianichthyidae
Gene: plxna1a
Product: plexin A1a
Biological process (GO): positive regulation of axonogenesis; negative regulation of cell adhesion; regulation of cell shape
Cellular component (GO): semaphorin receptor complex
Molecular function (GO): protein binding; semaphorin receptor activity
Source: RefSeq, a predicted model, not a curated record
UGCGCGCAGAUCUGCAGAGCCGAGCUUCGGAACCGCCGCUCUCUGAUCAGCCAAGCGGGCAUGGAAGCCACUUCCUGAGCGAACCCGAGCGCCUCGAGGGGAGAGCUGAGCAGGGUGAAUGCGGAGGACGGAUUUCCCUGGCUGCUGACGGAUCAGGCAGAUGGAGGGAUGAGGAUAUAAGAGGAAGAGGAGGAAGAAACGGAAGUGGAAAACAAUUGCCUGGGAAUUUCUUCUUUCGUGUCAGUAGGACGUUGCGCUCUUGAACGGGACCGACUGCUGUCAGAAGUACAAACGCCCUCCUGCUCACACAUUCCCUUCCCCUUCCAUCAUGUCCUCCCACCUCAGUCCCCCCCUCGUCAUCCUCCCCUUCAUCCUUAUCCUCUCCUUUGGCUCCACCUCCUCCUUUUUCUCCUUCUCUCCUCCGGAAGGAGGUCUCACACAUUUGGUGGUCCACAACAGAACCGGAGAAGUCUAUCUGGGUGCCGUCAACUGGAUCUACAAGCUUUCAAGCAACCUGACCAAACUACGAAGCCACGUGACUGGUCCCGUCACGGACAACCCUCGCUGUUACCCCCCACCUGGUGUGCAGUCCUGCCCCCACGAGCUGGUGCAAACUUCCAAUGUCAAUAAACUUCUGCUGCUCGAUGCGGCCCACAACCGUUUAAUUGCUUGUGGGAGUACUUCCCAGGGAAUCUGUCAGUUCCUGCGCCUGGAUGAUUUGUUUAAGCUCGGAGAGCCGCACCACCGUAAAGAGCAUUAUCUAUCCAGCGUGGCCGAGGCCGGCACCAUGUCAGGGGUGGUCAUCUCCCCAGACAUCUUCAGCGGGGACGGCAAACUUUUUGUUGGUACUCCAAUUGAUGGGAAAUCCGAGUACUUCCCCACGCUGUCAAGUCGCAAGCUGAUGUCCAACGAGGAGAACGCCGACAUGUUCAGCUUUGUUUACCAGGACGAGUUUGUCUCAUCUCAGCUUAAGAUUCCCUCAGACACACUCUCCAAGUUCCCCGCAUUUGAUAUCUACUACAUCUACGGCUUCAACAGCGAGCAGUUCGUGUAUUACCUGACCUUACAGCUCGACACUCAGCUCACCUCGCCUGAUGCCAGCAGCGAGCAGUUCUUCACGUCCAAGAUCGUCCGCCUUUGUGUUGACGAUCCAAAGUUCUACUCUUACGUCGAAUUCCCCAUUGGCUGCACCAUGAACGGUGUGGAGUACCGCUUGGUUCAGGAUGCUUACCUGGCCCGGCCGGGGGCCCGUCUAGCCCGUUCACUGGGAAUCAGGGAGCACGAGGAGGUUCUGUUCACCGUGUUCGCCCAGGGUCAGAAGAACAGAGCCAAACCACCCAAGGAGACAGUUCUGUGUCUGUUUACAAUGAGGCAGAUAAAAGAGAAGAUCAAAGAGAGGAUUCAGUCGUGCUACAGAGGAGAAGGGAAGCUCUCCCUGCCGUGGCUGCUCAACAAGGAGCUGGCCUGCAUCAACUCGCCGCUGCAGAUAGAUGAUGACUUCUGCGGCCAAGACUUCAACCAGCCCCUGGGGGGCACGUCGGCCAUCGAGGGCUUCCCGCUCUACGUGGACAAAGUGGACGGCAUGACCUCCAUCGCUGCCUAUGACUAUCGAGGGAACACGGUGGCUUUCACGGGCACGCGCAGUGGACGCAUCAAGAAGAUUCAGGUCAAUUCCAUUUCCCAGCCGGCUCUGCUGUAUGAGAAUGUGGUCGUGAGCGACGGGAACCCCAUCCUGAGAGAUCUCCUCUUCAGCCCGGAUCAUCAGUUCUUGUACGCACUGACGGAUAAACAGGUCACCCGCGUAUCAGUGGAGAGCUGCGAGCAGUACACUUCCUGUGGAGAGUGCCUGGGAUCAGGAGAUCCUCACUGUGGCUGGUGUGUUCUACACAACGUAUGUUCACGGAGGGAUCGCUGCGAGCGCGCCGAUGAGCCUCAGCGCUUCACCACCAGAGUGGAGCAGUGCGUCCAUCUCUCCGUUCACCCGGAGACCAUUUCUGUCACCAUGUCAGAAGUGCAGCUGGUGCUUCAGGCGCAGAACGUGCCCAGUCUGUCAGCUGGAGUUAACUGCUCCUUCGAGGACUACGUGGAGACAGAAGGACGCAUCUACAACGGGCGGAUCUUCUGCUUGUCUCCUUCUACUAAAGACGUUGCACCCAUCACACGAGACCAGGGUGACCAGCGCGUCAUCCGCUUAUACCUGAAGUCAAAGGAGACGGGGAAGAAGUUCGCCAGCGUUUUGUUCGUCUUCUACAACUGCAGCGUCCACCAAUCGUGUCUAUCCUGUGUGAACGCAAACUUCCCGUGCCACUGGUGCAAAUAUCGCCACAUGUGCACUCAAGAUGCCAGCGACUGCUCCUUCCAAGAGGGGCGAGUCAACACGUCACAGGAAUGCCCUCAGAUCCUGCCUUCCACCCAGAUCUAUAUCCCUGCCGGGGUAAUGAGGCCAAUUACCCUGCUGGCCCAGAACCUGCCCCAGCCUCAAUCCGGACAGCGAAACUAUGAGUGCAUCUUCCACAUCCAGGGCAGCGUGCACAGCGUCCCCGCGCUCAGGUUCAACAGCAGCAGCAUCCAGUGUCAGAAGACCACGUACGACUACGAGGGCAGUGACAUCAGUGACCUCCCGGUUGACCUUUCUGUGGUGUGGAACGGCAACUUUGUCAUCGACAACCCCUUCAACAUUCAAGCUCACCUGUACAAGUGCAGGGCGUUGCGGGACAGCUGCGGGAUGUGCCUGAAGGCCGACCCGCGCUUCGAAUGUGGCUGGUGCAUUCAAGACAAGAAGUGCUCCUUAAGGCAGGAGUGCACCAGCGGAGGAAACUCCCAUCAGCCACUGCAGUUGGCUGAAGGUGCAGGAUGGAUGCACGCUACGUCUGGAAACAGCCGCUGCACCCACCCAAAAAUCACAAAGUUGUUCCCUGAGACUGGGCCUCGCCAGGGGGGCACCAGGCUGACCAUCCUGGGCGAAAACCUGGGUCUGCAAUUCCGAGACAUCCAGAUGGGCGUCAGGGUGGGGAAGGUGCCGUGUGUGCCCAUAGAGGACGAGUACGUGAGCGCAGAAAGAAUAGUGUGUCUGCUGAACGACGCUACCAGCUACAGGGUCCAGGAGGCUCAGGUGGAGGUGUGUGUGAGGGACUGUGUCAACGACUACAGAGCCCUGUCGCCAAGGCCAUUCACCUUUGUGACUCCAUUCUUCACCCGUAUCCAGCCCUCUCAGGGACCCGUCUCAGGAGGAACCCGGGUCACCAUUGAGGGAAGCUACCUCAACGCGGGCAGCUACGUCGCUGUCAGCAUUGGACCACAGUCCUGCCAUUUCAAGAGGAGGAACGCCCGUGAGAUCGUCUGCGUUUCACCAGCGGGACUGGCAGCAGGCGGCGCCUCGGUGCUGGUGGACAUCGAUGACGCCGAGCUCAGGAACCCGGAGGUCAAAUUUAACUACACUGAAGACCCCACUAUCCUGAGAAUAGAGCCCGACUGGAGCAUUGCCAGUGGUGGGACUCUGCUGACGGUGAGCGGAACCAACCUGGCAACCAUCCGGGAACCGAAGAUCAGGGCCAAAUAUGGACAGGCAGAGUCCUUUCAUAACUGUACGGUGUUCAACAAUUCGGUGAUGGUGUGCCUCGCCCCGUCAGUCGCAGACUCCGAGCUCGGCUUUUCUGAGACCGGCACCGGCCCGGAUGAGAUCGGCUUCUACAUGGACAACGUCGACGCCCUGGUGGUGGUCAACGAAACCUUCAACUACUACCCGGACCCCGUCUUUGAGCCUCUGAGUCCAUCCGGCAUCCUGGAGCUCAAACCUCCAUCGCCUCUGAUUCUCAAGGGUCGUAACCUGAUCCCGGCGGCUCCAGGUAACAAUCGGCUGAACUACACCGUCCUGAUCGGGGAGACUCCGUGCGUCCUCACGCUGUCUGAGAGCCAGCUGCUGUGCGAGUGGCCCAACCUCACCGGACAGCACAAAGUCACGAUCCGUGCCGGCGGCUUCGAGUAUUCACCAGGAACUCUUCAGAUCUACUCCGACAGCCUGCUGACCCUUCCUGCGAUCAUCGGCAUUGGAGGGGGUGGGGGCCUGUUGCUGUUGGUCAUCAUUGCCGUGCUGAUUGCCUACAAGAGGAAGUCCAGAGACGCAGACCGAACCCUGAAACGUCUGCAGCUCCAGAUGGACAACCUGGAGUCCAGAGUGGCCUUGGAGUGUAAAGAAGCCUUUGCCGAGCUUCAGACGGACAUCCACGAGCUGACCCAGGAACUGGACGGAGCCGGGAUUCCCUUCCUGGACUAUCGGACCUACGCCAUGAGGGUCCUGUUUCCCGGGAUUGAGGACCACCCUGUGCUUAAGGAGAUGGAGGUCCAGGCCAACGUUGAGAAGGCGCUCACGCUGUUUGGCCAGCUGCUGACCAAGAAGCACUUUUUGCUGACUUUCAUACGAACCCUGGAGGCGCAGAGGUCCUUCUCCAUGCGGGAUCGCGGCAAUGUGGCGUCCCUGAUCAUGACGGCCUUGCAGGGGGAGAUGGAGUAUGCAACAGGGGUCCUGAAACAGCUGCUGUCUGACCUGAUAGACAGAAACCUGGAGAGCAAAAACCAUCCAAAACUGCUGCUGAGGAGAACGGAGUCGGUUGCUGAGAAGAUGCUGACCAACUGGUUUACAUUCCUGCUGUAUAAGUUCCUUAAGGAGUGUGCUGGAGAACCUCUGUUCAUGCUGUACUGUGCCAUCAAGCAGCAGAUGGAGAAGGGCCCCAUUGAUGCCAUCACAGGAGAGGCGCGCUACUCUCUUAGCGAGGACAAGCUCAUCCGGCAGCAGAUUGACUACAAAACUCUGGAACUGCGACACCAUCACUCAGGUCAAAGAGAAGCUGCUGGAUGCUGUGUACAAAGGCAGUCCCUACUCACAGAGGCCAAAGGCCUCUGACAUGGACCUGGAAUGGCGUCAGGGUCGGAUGGCCAGGAUCAUCCUGCAGGAUGAAGAUGUCACAACCAAGAUUGACAACGACUGGAAGCGACUCAACACGCUGGCUCACUAUCAGGUAACCGACAGCUCAGUCAUCGCCCUGGUGCCAAAGCAGAACUCUGCCUACAACAUCUCCAACUCCUCCACCUUCACAAAGAGCCUCAGCAGAUACGAGAGCAUGCUGAGGACAGCCAGCAGUCCAGACAGCCUUCGCUCCCGAACGCCAAUGAUCACACCUGACCUGGAGAGUGGAACCAAACUGUGGCAUUUGGUGAAGAACCAUGACCACUCAGACCAGAGGGAGGGUGACCGAGGAAGCAAGAUGGUCUCUGAGAUCUACCUGACCAGGCUGCUCGCCACAAAAGGAACACUCCAGAAGUUCGUGGAUGAUUUGUUUGAAACCAUCUUCAGCACAGCCCACAGAGGCAGCGCGCUGCCGCUGGCUAUCAAGUACAUGUUCGACUUCCUGGACGAGCAGGCCGACAAGCACUCCAUCACAGACUACGACGUACGACACACUUGGAAGAGCAACUGUCUUCCUCUGCGCUUUUGGGUCAACGUCAUCAAAAACCCUCAGUUUGUGUUUGACAUCCAUAAGAACAGCAUCACGGACGCCUGCCUCUCUGUGGUGGCUCAGACCUUCAUGGACUCCUGUUCGACGUCUGAGCACAAGCUGGGAAAGGACUCGCCCUCCAACAAGCUCCUCUACGCUAAAGACAUCCCCAACUACAAGAACUGGGUAGAGAGAUAUUACUCUGAUAUCUCCCGAAUGCCAGCAAUCAGUGAUCAGGACAUGAGUGCCUACCUAGCAGAGCAGUCCCGGCUGCACCUCAGCCAGUUCAACAGCAUGUCGGCGCUGCACGAAAUCUACACCUACAUCAUCAAGUACAAAGACGAGAUCCUGUCGGCGUUACAGAAGGACGAACAGUCGCGCCGGCAGCGGCUACGAGGCAAGCUAGAGCAGGUCAUCGACACCAUGGCUCUGGCCAGCUGAGGACCGGCCCAGUCUGCAGAACUGGAUUUAAAUAAAAACACACAUCUCGUGACUUUUUGAUGUCUGUUAAAACUUCAGUCAAGGAAACGACUGGAAGGACGCAGGCACCCAGCAGCAGCAGCACACAGGAGCAAGCGCCUCCUUCUGUUCCCCUCUACUCUUCUUUUCUGAGCCACUAAUCCAACAAGGGUCACCGGAAUCAAACACGGACCUGACAUCCCUCAGCUGGAGGAAAAGCGUUACUGCCAAGGCUGUGGCUCAGACGGUCAGAACCCAGGAAUCUCUUCCCCUUCUGUUGUCCUCUCGCUUCUGCUGACCUCCAGAGGACAUGAAAGGUCAGGGACAGCCGCAGAGGAGCUGAGGACGGACCUUCUCCACCCCCAGUGCUGUGCCACUUGUGUUACUGCUGAAUUUGCACAACAAAGCUAAAUCAAAAGAGAGGAUAUAUGAAAAUCUAUAUAGAUAUAUAAAUAAAAGCCGCUGUUUUUAAAACAAAUGAGAAGUUUAAAAAAAUGUUUUCCAUUUCAGUGUAUAAAAAUUUGAUAUUUCCUAGAUGAAAACUUUAGAAAAACACAAGGAAAAAGUCGUCUUGUGCCAUGUUUUACUUUGAAUGUCGUUCAGUGCAAAGAAACUCCUUUUCGUUAGAUGAAACGUGCAAAUAUGAAAAUGUUGUCAUGCUUAGUGACUGAGAGUUUAAAUAUAGGUAAGUGGCAAAAAAAAGAAAAGAAAAAAAAGAUUUAUUGAAAUUCAGAAACUCUGUUGCAGGAGGUUUUAGGGCCAUUUGUGAUACUUUUCUGGGCUCUAAAGGAAGACGUGUGUCUGCUCAGCCAGCUAACCUACAGUGCUCUUGUGUUUCGUUUUAGAGAAACCAAAUACAUCACGGUCAGCUGAUUUGAACUCCUCUGCUCUGAAAGCAUUUCUAAGAUGUGCCGUCCAAACUGAGGCCAGUCUCUGUUUUGUUUUUUUGUUUUUUUGAUUAGCUAAAGAGCCCUUUUCUCCUUUUCUUUUUAAUGUGAAUGUGAUUUUUUGAAAAGUUAAUGAGAUGUAGCUUUGAGAUUUGUGAGUGUUUUUGUACACAGUUAAGGCCUUUCUCUUUUUUUUGUUAGGUGGUCAUAUUGGGGCAAAAAAAGAGAAAAAAGUGUUUAAAUGAUUUGAGAAAACUGGAGUUUUACAGAUCCAUACGUCUUCAUCAAACAUCACGUUGAAAACAUGACUCUGCAUUUCUGAAACUGAAACCAGUACCUCAAGAACCAUGACUUUUUCUUCCGUUCA